Molecule: messenger RNA, 2241 nt
Organism: Daucus carota subsp. sativus
Lineage: Eukaryota; Viridiplantae; Streptophyta; Magnoliopsida; Apiales; Apiaceae
Product: probable protein phosphatase 2C 55
Exons: 5
Coding region: 421-1959 (512 amino acids)
Biological process (GO): protein dephosphorylation
Cellular component (GO): chloroplast
Molecular function (GO): protein serine/threonine phosphatase activity
Source: RefSeq, a predicted model, not a curated record
GAGUUGGCCUCUGUGAAUCCAAAUUUGAGUCAAACUGUACUCUUCUCACUCCCUAGUCCCUCUCUCUACAAAUAUUUACACUUUGUAUUUCUAUUUUCUAGGGUUUGCUCUGACUCUUUGAGCUCUGCCCCCAAAAUCCAAAUCCACCUAAUCAAGAGCCUCCCUUUUAAUUCGCCUAUAUUUUCAUUGCCCCAUAUCCAAUUCUUGCUCAUAUACAAAACCCAGCAAUUGGAUUCUAGGGUUUGAUCAGUUCAAGAACAGAGACCAAGAUUCACUUCACGAAUAAGGUCUUUAACUUCCUUUGUGAAGGCAAGUGGAGGUUCUUGCUUUCUGAUUUAUUCGUGGAUGUGCUCUAAGUUAUGAUAUUAUUCAUAGGAAAUAAAGCAGUGCAAGUAACAAUAAAUCGUGUGAGGGGCUAAGAUGCCAUCUACUCAUCUUUCUACACUGAGGAGUGCCAUCAGGCAGGGAAUAAAAAGUUCAUCUACCGGAGCAAAAGUUAGCAUCCAGGAUUCUGUGGAAGUUGGUGUUAGCCUAGGCAAAAUAAUUGGCAACUCCAGGCUGUUGCAUUCUCUAUCAGACUCAUGUUUUUCUAAACUGAAUGUGCUUUUAGAACCUGGUACUACUGUUAAUGCUCAAUCAAAUUUACAUAUAGUGAACCGAAGAAAAAAUAUUUCAGUUGUUGGAGCUGUCCCUCGUACAUUUUCUACUCCAUCAGUUUCUGGGCCAUCCUUUGAAGUCUGUGGGUAUCACUUAGAUCACCUAUUUAUUGAGUCCGGUCAUUCAUCGUCCAACAUUCACACUCAGAAAACACCUAUGGCCAUCAGUAUUUCCAGAGCUUUGGUCGGUGACUGUUCAGUACCUAAUGUAACAUCUAAGCAUGGGCAUUCACUACGGCAAACAAGUAAAGGCAGUUCUGCUUACAGGAAUCUAAGUUUUGACAAUUGCAGAAAAGCCUGCAUGAAAUUGAGCAAUAAUGAGCAACCUAAUAAUAAUAGUUCUCUAUACGGAUUCUUCUCAUAUCAUGUGGUGAAGAGCAGUGGAAAUUCCUAUCCAGCAUUGGGGUUUGGCCUGAGAAGUUUCCACAUCUCGGCACCUGCUUCGUUCUCUGCAGGGACUGCUCCAGAUGUGUCCUUUGAGAACCCUGUUAGAGAGGAACAGGUUGCUAAUGCUGCUGAUUCUUCAGAACAGAAAAUCAUAGCAGACAGAUCUUUGAAACUAAAUUCAGGAUCAUGUUAUCUCCCCCAUCCCGAUAAAGAAGAAACUGGUGGGGAGGAUGCUCACUUUAUCUGCUCAGAUGAACAAGCCAUUGGCGUGGCGGAUGGCGUUGGUGGCUGGGCUGAUCUUGGUGUUAAUGCAGGGCUUUAUGCACGAGAACUUAUGUCAAAUUCGGUAGCUGCAAUUCAGGAUGAACCUAAGGGUUCUAUUGACCCAUCUCGGGUGCUGGAGAAAGCAUACUCAAGCACCAAAGCCAGAGGGUCUUCAACUGCUUGCAUCAUUGCUCUCACAGAACAGGGUAUCCAUGCUAUUAACUUAGGUGAUAGUGGGUUUAUGGUGGUAAGAGAUGGAUGCACCAUUUUUCGGUCCACUGCGCAACAGCAUGAUUUUAAUUUCACAUAUCAGCUGGAGAAUGGUAGUGAUGGUGAUUUGCCUAGCUCUGGUGAGGUGAUUACAGUCCCUGUAGCUGCCGGGGAUGUAAUAAUUGCUGGGACAGAUGGGCUAUUUGAUAACUUGUACAACAAUGAUAUUACUGCUGUGGUAGUUCAUGCUGUCAGAGCUGGUUUUGGCCCUCAAGUAACAGCUCAGAAGAUAGCUGCCUUGGCACGCCAAAGGGCACAGGAUAAAAAUCGACAGACACCAUUUUCCUCUGCAGCCCAAGAAGCCGGAUUUCGCUACUAUGGCGGAAAGCUUGAUGACAUUACUGUCGUUGUUUCAUACAUAACCAAUGCUGAUGCCAAGUAACGCGUGUCUGCUCAUUCUUUCCUGUGCUCACACAUUCACAUACAUGCCUAUCCGAAAAUGAGAUUUGUACGAUUAGCUUGAAUAAACUUGUCAGCUAUCUGAUUUGCCGAAAACGUUUUGCGAACAAUGUCAUCGGCUACACAUCCUCCUACAAUGGAGAUUAGCUCAUAAAAAAGAGUUUGUUAGCUUUCUGUACAGUUUCAUGGUAAUAUAGGUUGGACUCAAUUAUUUGAUGGAUUAUUCUUUAGUGUUCAUGGUAACGAAGGUUGUGGAUUAUUCUUC